CCAAACCCCCAUUGCCACAGGUGGCGGGACAAUGAUCUGACCCCCACCCACCCUCAUCUGCCUCCUCCGAGGCCAGGAGGUUCACCCUACCGGCCCAGGCCUGCGGCGGCGCCAGGGCUAUUGCCAAACUGCACUUGCCAGAGUGGGUGAGCUCUGGCUUUGGAUAAUUGGGAAGUCUGUCUGCUCCUUAUUUUUCAGCCCCGGAAGGAGCUGUGUCCUGCAAACGGCACAGAGGCGGUGAGCAGCAGCUCAGUUUCUCCCCAUCCCCGGGGGCCAGUUUAUUCGGGGUCAAAUCAAGUUCAAGGGCUGCGGGGCCGAGCAGCCACUGUUCUGGAAGGCCCUGGUCCAAAGGGCGGAUGUGGCAGUCACUGAGCCUCACCCAGGCAGAAGCCCCAGAAACAAGACGGGUUCUGACUCGGCCUGUCUCCUUGGCCGGCCUCCAGGAUCCUUGGGCCAAGUCAUGGCAGCAGAAGCAACCGGAGCAGCCGCUGUUGCCCCCCGAUCUGGAGCUGGGGGGCUCGAGCCAUGGCAGGCCCUCAGCCCAGCCCAGCGCGGCCAGACAAGUCUCCCCCUGCCUCCGGACUGGCACCAGGAGAGGCCCCGGAAGAGGACCAUCCUUCUCCAGGGGCUGGGCACUUUCCAUAUUUUCAUCGCUAUGGUGCAUGUGGUCCUCGGGACUUCUCUGAUCUCUGCAGCCGGGAGCCUCCACCUGGUGGUGCUGAAGUCCUGGUACCCGUUCUGGGGAGCCGCCUCUUUCCUCUUCACGGGGAUCUCCAUGAUAGCAAUGGAAAUGGUUCCGAAAACCUCCCUGAAGGUGCUGUGCCUGGUAACACACUCCAUGAGCAUCUUCUGCGUGCUGGCCGGCCUCUUUGUCAUUGCCAAGGACCUCUUCCUGGAGAGUUCCCUUGAGUCCCUGGUCUGGAGACUACAGUUCCCCAACAGGACGGUGGUCUACAUGCAGAGGCUGGAGCUGGGCCUGUUCUGCCUCGUCUGCUUGGAGCUCUUCCUGGCGGGGCUCACGGCCGUCAUAACCUGCAGGGACUACCGCCUGUCUGCAAAGAAGGACGACUUGCCCCUUGCUCCUGACAUGUCACUGGGCUUCGGAGGGCCCCCGCCAUCCUACGAGGACGUGAUUCGAAGUGACACACGAGCGGAGCAGAGGCAGAGGUGAAGAGGCGCCGGCCCCCACCGCAGCGUCAGAACCCGCCCCGUUGCCCCUUCCCCGGGGGGCCAUUACCUGCCUGAUGGGGCAAACGAUGCCAUUUCAAGAACUGUCUGACCUGUGCUGGUGGCCUAGGUGGGGCGGUGCCCAUCUCCUCAGGCACAGAAGGGGCCCCCAGGCCCCCAGCCCCCUCAAGGCCCCUGCACCGGGUUGGCCAGAGCCGCCUCAGCUGGUCUACAGCACGACCGGGCUCUCCCCACCCGCCCCGCCAGCCCCGCCGCAGCGCCCGCUCCCACCCUCCACCUUCCCUGUCUGCUCUCCCCAGCCCGAGGUGGGUGCUCAGGGAGCUCGUCUACGCGGGGCCCCGGCAGCCUGGCCCUGCCCGGGCUCAGGCUCCUCAAGAGUCUCUGGGGGGACGGAAUCCCGGGGUUCAGGGUGGAGGCAGCGAGGGUGUUGAGUCAGACAGAAACCACGACCAGUUCUUCCCUCCAAAGUGCCCGUGAGGCUCUCUGCCGCCCUGGGCCUCGGAGUCUCCAACCUCACAGCGAGGGGCAGUGGAUGCAGCGACCAGCGCCCCCCACUGCACGGCUCUGACGCCAGGCGUCAGGUGAGGUUGCCCGGGAAACUUUGGCCUCAAAACCCCGCACCUACUUGCGCUGAGAAAGCGAGGUGAGGGAGAGAGACCCGCCUCCCUCGGUCCCCCAACUUCAGACAGUCUUCGCAGUUUGUGUUUAUUCGUGCACUGUAUCACUGUAUCGUAUUCCCUUUCUGUUUCCUUACAUUGACUUUUUCUCACAUAAUGAUGUCUCAGAGGGAUACUUUGUAUCGGCGCCAAAGAAAGUAUCUUUCCAUAAAGAGGAACUAAGGACAAAAAUAAUGUAAACAGGAUGGAAAUAAAGGAACAGUGACU
Molecule: messenger RNA, 2072 nt
Organism: Phyllostomus hastatus (greater spear-nosed bat)
Lineage: Eukaryota; Metazoa; Chordata; Mammalia; Chiroptera; Phyllostomidae
Gene: MS4A10
Product: membrane spanning 4-domains A10
Exons: 6
Coding region: 461-1171 (236 amino acids)
Biological process (GO): cell surface receptor signaling pathway
Cellular component (GO): plasma membrane
Source: RefSeq, a predicted model, not a curated record